GUCGAUAUGUACGCCGGGGCUCUCUUCAUUCAGCAGGCCUUGCACUGGGACCUCUACAUCGCCGUGGCCGGUUUGCUGGCCAUCACCGCCGUCUACACCGUGGCGGGGGGCCUGGCCGCUGUGAUCUACACGGACGCGCUGCAGACGUUCAUCAUGCUGAUCGGGGCCGUGACUCUCAUGGUCUUCAGCUUCAUUGAAGUUGGGGGCAUCGAAGGCUUGCAGAUGAAAUACUUCGCCGCCAUCCCCAGCACCCGCAAGGAGAACAGCAGCUGCGGUUUGCCGAGGGAAGAUGCCUUCCACAUCUUCCGCGACCCCAUCAGCUCUGACCUGCCCUGGCCCGGCGUCCUGCUGGGAAUGACCGUGCCCUCGCUGUGGUACUGGUGCACGGACCAGGUCAUCGUCCAGCGGUCCCUUGCUGCCAAAAACCUCUCGCACGCCAAAGGAGGCUCCUUGAUGACCUCCUACUUGAAAAUUUUGCCCCUCUUCAUGAUGGUGAUGCCGGGCAUGAUCAGCCGCGUUCUCUUCCCAGACCUGGUGGCUUGUGCAGAUACAGAAACCUGCCAGAAAAUCUGUGGCAACCCAUCUGGCUGCUCCGACAUCGCGUACCCCAAGCUGGUGAUAGAGCUUCUGCCCGUCGGACUCCGGGGCCUGAUGAUGUCGGUGAUGAUCGCGGCGCUCAUGUCCUCGCUGACCUCCAUCUUCAACAGCGCCAGCACCAUCUUCACCAUGGACCUCUGGAAACACUUCCGCCCUCGCUGCUCCGAGUGGGAGCUCAUGAUCGUUGGCAGGGUCUUUGUGCUGCUGCUCACGGUGGUGUCCAUCCUGUGGAUCCCCCUGGUGCAGGCUGGCCAGGGCGGGCAGCUCUUCAUCUACAUCCAGUCCAUCAGCUCCUACCUGCAGCCCCCCGUGGCCAUGGUGUUCAUCCUGGGCUGUUUCUGGAAAAGAGCGAAUGAGAAG
Mesitornis unicolor (brown roatelo) is the source of this 957-nucleotide messenger RNA. Its product is annotated as sodium/myo-inositol cotransporter 2-like. The annotation marks the transcript as partial. The transcript is spliced from 7 exons. Gene Ontology annotation, cellular component: plasma membrane. NCBI's taxonomy places the organism in Eukaryota, Metazoa, Chordata, Aves, Mesitornithiformes, Mesitornithidae. Gene Ontology annotation, molecular function: D-glucose:sodium symporter activity. Gene Ontology annotation, biological process: transmembrane transport. The record is from RefSeq and is a predicted model, not a curated record.